Messenger RNA from Athalia rosae (coleseed sawfly), 3014 nucleotides. RefSeq names its product Krueppel homolog 1-like (gene Kr-h1). Gene Ontology annotation, molecular function: DNA-binding transcription factor activity; RNA polymerase II cis-regulatory region sequence-specific DNA binding. The transcript has 2 exons. Bases 921 to 2735 code for a protein of 604 amino acids. Gene Ontology annotation, biological process: regulation of transcription by RNA polymerase II. The record is from RefSeq and is a predicted model, not a curated record. Lineage: Eukaryota; Metazoa; Arthropoda; Insecta; Hymenoptera; Athaliidae.
UGAUAACUUCUUUUUUUUUUUUUUUUGUUGUAUUUUCGCUUUUUUUUUCUUCUUCUUCUUUUUCUAUCCACGCUCCUAGUUCUGUUUAUUUUACAACGCUUAUAAUUAAAUCGACCAAAAGAAGAGACGCGGCGCACCAACGGAUACCCGCGUGGCGUUAUUGAAGGAGGAUUUUGCCGCCCCGCGUUCUCGCGGCGUCAGGGGAAAUCAAUAAAUACACCUUCGGUCGAGCCUUUUACUGUGUCAGGGCAAUGAAAAAUUUUUCGGCCGCGCGGCUUAUGUCGUACCUAUCUCCGUAUAUACGUGUACAUGGUAUACAGGUAAAAUACAACGCGCGCAUCCGCGCACUUGAAACGUACGUAGGCGAGAGGAACGUGUAGUGUACGGUAUCGGUGUGUAUGAGUUAUUUUUUACUACUCCUUGAUAUCGGUGUGUAUGAAAUUAUAUGGUAUGUAUAUUACGCGAUAUACAUAUAGCAUGUAUUAGAAUCUAUAUAUAUAUAUCUGUACAUAUGUACAAGGAGUUUGGGGAAGUCGGACGGACGAAGGAACGGAGGGAUACGCGUUAUGUGCAUGCGCGCGCGUGUCGGUGCAUAAGUGGGCGUUUUGGGACGAAAAGAUAGUAGAUGGUGGUGGGGGCAGCUGCAAUACGCGAGGAUUCGGGAGGCCCGUAAUCAAAGCAUACGCACACUCGCAUCCCUAGAGUAAGGAGCGCGGCUGGAGUGCACUGGGUUUACCAAAGCCGCAAUAGCAGUGCCUUCGCGAUCUGUAUCCAUACACGUAUAUUAACAUAUAUUUAUAUACGUAUGGUCGAUCGUUUGUACAAUAAAUAAAUCAAAUUAUUUAUACAUGUAUACAUAAAAUUUGAUAAUUAUUAUAUUCGUAGUAAAUUUAUACCUCGAAGUUUAUAAAAACUACCUCAUGUUGCCUACCUCAAUCGUAACGAGUAAACUGCAGUCCGCAGAUUUUAUACCGAGUAAUUUGAUAAAUCGUUCACUUGUUCGAAAUCGUAAAAAAAUGCUACACAACGACAGUACGAACGCACAUCGUACUCCGAAAGCGACAAGAGCAACUGCACAGGGGACCGCCGGUAACGCUUGGGAGCGCGUUUCGAAAAUGGUGAGCUUCUACCCGAUGGAGGCCCUGUCGAAUCGGGAUGCUCCGCCGAUGCCCGUUGCCAGCCAAGUUACGGAUAUCGAAGAGAUGAACUCCGUGAAAAAUUUGGUCUGCAGUCCGGAUCUGACGCUUUUCUCCAGUCCGCCACCGGAUUCGAUCGCUUCGGACGACACGCUCUACCAGUGUCUGUUGUGUCACAAAACAUUCAACCAGAAGAGUGUCUAUCAGAGUCAUCUUCGCUCGCAUGGGAAAGAGGGAGAGGACCCUUACCGGUGCAAUAUAUGCAGUAAAACGUUCGCGGUACCGGCGCGCCUAACGCGCCACUACCGGACGCACACCGGGGAAAAACCAUACCAGUGCGAGUACUGCAACAAGUCGUUUUCCGUCAAAGAAAAUCUCAGCGUUCACAGAAGGAUUCACACCAAGGAGAGACCGUACAAGUGCGACGUUUGCGAACGGGCGUUUGAACACAGCGGUAAGCUUCAUCGCCACAUGCGGAUACACACGGGGGAACGACCUCACAAGUGUUCGGUAUGCGCCAAGACUUUCAUACAGAGCGGUCAGUUGGUCAUUCACAUGCGUACCCAUACAGGUGAAAAACCUUACGUGUGCAAGGCCUGCGGCAAGGGUUUCACCUGCUCGAAACAGCUAAAGGUCCACACGCGCACCCACACCGGUGAAAAACCGUACACCUGCGAUAUAUGCGGUAAAUCGUUCGGUUACAAUCAUGUACUGAAACUACAUCAGGUGGCCCAUUACGGCGAGAAAGUAUACAAGUGCACGUUAUGCCACGAGACGUUCAACUCGAAAAAGACCAUGGAAUUGCACAUAAAAACACAUUCUGAUUCGUCGGGAUCGAACUCACCGAGGAACUCGCCUAUAGAACCCGUCGUUGAAAUCUCCCAGAAUUCGAUGAAGGACCUGGGCGCGGUUAACCCCGUCACCUGCAACCACAGCAGCAGCAGCAGCAGCAGUAGCAGCAGCAGCAGCAGCAGCAGCAGCAGCAGCGGAAGCGACAAAGAGAACAAGACUGAAAUCGUCAUGGGAACGACUAGCGGGUACUCACUGCAUCCCCGUGACUUUUCCUAUUAUCUCUAUCCCCGGGAACAGUACGAGAAUCAACCACCGAAUCCGGUCGGUGUAAAUCCAGCCCUUCUCGCCGCGGCGGCGGCAGCUUCGGCCGCGGAGGAUCGCACCUUCCAACCUUCUCCUCCCGUUCGCGUUACUUCCGAAGCUCACGCCUACCUCUACCCCUCGCCAACCUCGGCUUACUCGACCUUCGGUCUGCAGCCCAGCGGUCACACGGAGUGUUCCCUGUUGGAUCUUCCCGGCAACGACGCCCGUCGAAGGGUCGAAGCCGCCCUGGAAGCCGUCGAAGAGGAACGUCAACGAGAGUACGGUGUCGUCGAGAGGCAGCCAAUUCUGACGCCACCGAGUAGCAAUCCCGUUAGCCCCGCUCCCUCACCGGAUCCUUUGGAUCUCGCGGUGCCGGUGAAAGAAACGUUAAUCCUACCGCCGAGAAAGAGGUGCAAGAUGAUCCUGGAGUCGAUGGAGAGUGAAAGAACGGGUUUAGCGUCUCAGAGACAAAGUUCUGUUAUACAGUUUGCUAGGGCUUCGUAGUUCGUGGCCUUGUGCGAUUAAUUGUAAAGACUAAGAGGAGAAAAGAAACAAAGAAACAAACGAAUGAUAUCUGGAGAAAUUUUUAUCAUCACCGAGUGACGUAGUCGACGUCGACGGUUUCGUCGUUUGCAUGAUGGAUUAUUACCGCGGUGAUUUGAAGUUUCGAUAUUAGUAUUAUGACCGACGGGUGUGCCGCAUAUGUAUAACGUUGACGGGUGUGAAAAGCACGUCGUACCAAUGACGUCAAAUAAAUAAAAAAAAAAAACAAAAAAACAAAAA